Molecule: messenger RNA, 1041 nt
Organism: Neohortaea acidophila
Lineage: Eukaryota; Fungi; Ascomycota; Dothideomycetes; Mycosphaerellales; Teratosphaeriaceae
Product: ketopantoate reductase PanE/ApbA C terminal-domain-containing protein
Exons: 1
Coding region: 1-1041 (346 amino acids)
Biological process (GO): pantothenate biosynthetic process
Cellular component (GO): cytoplasm
Molecular function (GO): 2-dehydropantoate 2-reductase activity
Source: RefSeq, a predicted model, not a curated record
AUGGCUCCCACAGUCCUCGUCCACGGCUCAGGCGCAAUAGGCAGCAUCUACGUCUACCUGCUCAUCAAAGCCGGCUUCUCCGUCACAGCCGUCUGCCGCUCCAACCACGACGCAGCCAAAGCUAACGGUUUCCUCAUCGACUCGGAAAAGUACGGCAACAACCUGCGCGCCCACCCCAAAAUCGUGCGCACCUCCGCCGAAGCGGCACAGCAAGGCGGCGUUUUCGACUACAUUAUCGUGACGUCCAAGGCCAUUCCGGAGGACAAGACGAGCGAGCUCAUCGCGCCUGCUGUCACGGAGGGGAGGACGUGUAUUGCGCUCUUCCAGAAUGGGGUGGGGAUUGAGGAGGAGUUUGCUGAGCGGUUUCCUCACAAUCCGCUGCUGAGUGUUGUCGUGUAUCUACCCUCGACGCAGAUCGAGCCGGCGCAUAUGCGCAUGGGCAAUUUCGAGAUGCUGCAAAUCGGCUCCUUCCCUGCUUCGGCGUACAAGGAGAAAGUAGGGGUCAAACAGGCGGCGGACACGUUCGUCGAGAUGCUUCAGAAGGCGGGGAGUAAUGCGAAGUGGUUUGACGAUGUGCAGGAGAUGCGCUGGCGGAAGCUGAUGCUGAAUGCGUCGUGGAAUCCCGUGUGUGCUCUGUCGUUGAGCAGGGAUGUGGCGUUUCUUGCUUCUGCGCCGGAUGCGGAUCGGGAGGUUGGGGCGCUGAUGAUGGAAGUGGUGCACAUUGCGCAGGCGCUGGGGUAUUCUAGCGUCAAUGAGGAGACGCAGGUGGAGCAGUUGAAGCGGGCAAAAGACCGAGUUGGUGGUGAGGGUAUUGAGCCGAGUAUGCUGGUUGAUGCGCUGAAUGGUCGACGCAUGGAAGUCGAGACUAUCUUGGGGAAUGCUGUGCGAACGGGCCGGAAGGCUGGCGUUGCGGUGCCCAAGUUAGAACUCUUGUAUGCGUUGGCAAAGGCGCUGGAUGAGUCGAUGCUGUACAGGCAGCCGGGACAGAGUUUGAAGGGAACUGAGACGAGAGCUGAACGGGGGAAGACGAAUGCUUCAUAA